Messenger RNA from Penicillium taxi, 2613 nucleotides. RefSeq names its product putative RNAPII degradation factor Def1. Gene Ontology annotation, cellular component: cytoplasm; nucleus. Bases 1 to 2613 code for a protein of 870 amino acids. The transcript is spliced from 2 exons. Gene Ontology annotation, molecular function: ubiquitin binding. NCBI's taxonomy places the organism in Eukaryota, Fungi, Ascomycota, Eurotiomycetes, Eurotiales, Aspergillaceae. The record is from RefSeq and is a predicted model, not a curated record.
AUGUCUGAUUCUCAGAGUCGCCAAUCGGCACGUGGCCGGGUAUCUGCCCGCGGUGGCCGUGGUGGACACAGCUCCCGAGGUGGUCGAGUUGGUCGCGCUGGAAAUACCGAUAGCUCAGAGCUCACAUCCUUCGAUGAUAGUGAACUCGGUCAAAUGAAAAAAAAAUACGCCGAUGCUCUUCCUACUCUUCGAGAGUUGUUUUCGGACUGGAAAGACGAGGAUCUUGUGUUUGCACUUGAAGACUCGAAUGGCUCGCUCGAAGAUGCAAUUGAGCGCAUCACUGAAGGCAAUGUGUCGCAGUGGGGUGAGGUCAAGAAGAAGACCGCAGCAGACCGAGACCGAGCUCGCACCAAGGCCAAGGAAGCCCAGAGCAUCCCGGCCGAAUCGACUACAUCCUCCAUUCGUGGAGGUCGUGGUCGCGGUGGAUUUGAGGGUCGUGGUCGCGCCCGUGGAGACCGGGGUCGUGGCGGUCGAGGUGGCCGCGCAGGUGCCCAAGCUAACGGAACUCGUACCGUAUCUAGCACCACAGACGCCUGGGGCGCUGCAACUGAAUCCACUCCGUCUAAGUCUGAAUGGCCAACAGAAGCUGCUUCCGAGCCUGUGACCGAAGAUGCGUCAGAGUCUACCGAGCCCAAGAGCAGUGUGAUCCCCGAGGGUACAAAGAAGGGAUGGGCAAGCCUCUUCGCCGCACCCCCGGCUCCUCCUCCCCAGAAGAAAGCUCCCGUCGCCGCCCCCGUCCCGGUCCCUGUUGAGAAACCUACUGAGGAGCCUAUUGAGAAACCUAUUGAGUUGCCAGUGGAGGUCAAGGAACCCGAGCCCGUCCCCGAGCCUGUUGUUCAGAAGACUCCCGUCGUGACCCCGGCCGUUCCUAUUCCUGCCGUUCCCAUCGCUAGCACACCGAAAGAUGAUUUGACCCAGACUAAUCUCGAUCAAAUUCCCGACAUGUCCGCUCCUGCACCCACUGCAACUGCGGCAAGCACUAUCGGAAGUGUUAUUGACCCCGCAGCGGUGUCGACUCCUUCGCGUGUUGCCCAGUCUGGUCUCCCCGGAAGCGCAUACCGACAGGGAACCCGUGUUGGUGGUUUCCGUCGCGUGAUGGAGCAGCAACAGGCUGUGGUUAUGCCAGGAAACCAUGCCGUGGACCGUGCCGCGGUCCAAUUUGGUAGUAUGGGACUGAACGGUGACUCCGUGGAUAUCGACGAGAACCGUGAGGAGGCCGAGACUCGUGCUCAACCUCCUCAGCACUCCCCUGUUGCACCCCGAGCUGCUCUUCCUCCCAGCCAGGUGGCUGCAGAGGCCGCUGGCGCACGCCCUGCCCCCGGCUUGCCCCCAGUUCCCCAGCCAUCUGCCAAUGAGUCCUUCUCUGACUACUCUCGCUAUUCAGAGGCUCAGAAACCCUAUGAUCCGUUCAACCCCCAGGCUAGCCAGCUCCAAGCCCAGAUUCAGGAACCCUUUGCCAACCAGGCUCCUGCUCAGUCUGUUGCCUCCACUGGCAGCGAAUACCCUCCUUUCUAUGCUGCUGAUCAACAACGCUUCCCCUACAACUACUACGGAGGCUACGGACAGUCUCAGGACGCUGGCGCUCCUCGGGCUGCUCCUGGAUUCGGCGUGUCUGGUGCUGAAGCCCAGCCUCUCCCCACUGGCCAAGCUCCCAGCCGCUACGGACCUGUUGAUACCACUAAUAGCGGUCACAAUACUCCCAACCCCACCCUCCCGGGUGCCACCCAGACUCCUGCCACCCAGCACAUGCAGGGUCAGAAUGCUGGAUAUGGCUACCCCUACAACCCUUACUACAACAACCCUCAAUACGCUAGCUACAUGCAGCAGGUUAACGCGGCUCAGCAGCACUCGUAUGGACGUAACCGUCCUGCGUACGACGAUGUUCGCCGGUACGAUGAGCAGCAGCAGCAGAUCCAGCAACAGCACCAGCAGCAGGGACAGGCUCAACAGGGCCACUACGGCAUGCCCCAGGCUAACCAGUACGGUUAUGGUAGCCAGUAUGGUGGUCCCUAUGGUGGUAAGGCUGGUGGUAUGUAUGGUCAGCCCAACACCUUCUCUUACGACCACACUUCUUCUCCCGGAAACGCUGCUGCUAGCUUCACUCCUGGCGGUCGUGACUCUGUUUAUGGCCGCACCAGCUCGACCCAGCCCUCGGACACUCAGCCGUCAGCUGCAGGCGCCACUGCCUUUGGCUCUGGCAUGUCGGAUGUUUUCGGCCGUUCCCAGGCUGGCUUUGGCCAGAACCCCCCUGUCACCCAGCAGCCUCCUGUGACCGCUGAUGAGACCAAGGGCUUCGAGGCCCCCAAGACUGGUGGACCCAGCCCUUCCCUUGCUCAGGCUAACCGCCCCGGUUCCGCUACCAACAGCGGUCCUGGCCAGCCCCAGGCUCAGACCGGCCUUCCCCCUCUGCAGGGACAGCAAGGUCAGCAGGGCCAGCAGGGAUUCGGUGGCUACGGCCACUUGAACCCCCAAUACGGCAGUGGUAGCCUAGGUGGUCUCAGUGGCCACCAGGGCGGAGCCUCUCAGACUGGCUACGCGAACUAUGGUGCCGGAUUCGGUAACUACUAUGGCAACAGUGGACGUGGUGGUUGGGGCAACAACUACGGCCACUAG